This is a messenger RNA of Malaya genurostris, 2431 nucleotides long. RefSeq names its product protein maelstrom homolog. The transcript has 3 exons. The record is from RefSeq and is a predicted model, not a curated record. Gene Ontology annotation, molecular function: sequence-specific DNA binding. Gene Ontology annotation, cellular component: P granule; nucleus. The coding region runs from base 715 to 2295 and encodes 526 amino acids. Gene Ontology annotation, biological process: spermatogenesis; regulation of miRNA-mediated gene silencing; male meiotic nuclear division. Lineage: Eukaryota; Metazoa; Arthropoda; Insecta; Diptera; Culicidae.
GAGAAAACUUCAUUUAUUAAUAGCUCUGUAUCUAUUUCCAUUAUUUUCGGUUUGUAAAUACAACAGUAAUAAAGUGGAACCAACAAAAAUUCAAACAGGAAAGAUGAUCGUAGAUAACAAUCUCGCUCUACCUGUUUUCAAACGCUUUCAGCUCAGCUCCGCUCAGCACUCACUCUGACAACCCCACUUUGUUAUAUCGUAAACAUGUUUCUCGCUUCUCACAUGCUUAUGUCAAAUACCAGCUCAGCUCAGCUUCCAGCUUCCACUCUGACAUCAGCCUUAGUCACCAUUAAUAAUUACCAAAAUAAUUCUCGUGUAAGGGCCGCUUAUCGUAUAGAGGCAAUACCCGUAGAGUGACUAUAAUCAGAGUGGCGUCAGCUGUUCGUUUGGAAUGACAGCUCCCAGUUCCAAACGAGCAAACGACCAGUCAAUUCAAUGUAAAGCUAAUGGAAUGUUUUGAUUUGUUGCCAAAAUUACGGAUGAGAUGUCGUCACUCUGGUUAUAGGCACUCUAAAUACCCGUAACCUGGUAAUCUGGCAACCUGGCAACGCUGGAAACAAAUUAAAAAUUAUUAAGGUUUGUUGCCACGUGGCUGUGCAGAGUGAGUUCUAGUGUGUUUCUUGAGGUUUUUCUUUAUCUAUAUCGUGAGUUUCUAGAUACAAUCCCAAAAUUUUCGUUUCAUUUUUGUUACAGAACAGUUGGAUCUAUAGCAAUAUGCCUUCGCGUAAAAAACCGGCAGCCAAAGGUCCGUUUUUCUUCUUCAUGUUGGAGUUCCGCAAACGAGAAGAAUCUAAGGGUAAAAGUUUUCCUGGUGGAAUGGAUCAGCUAAUGCGUGAAGCUGGUCCUCACUGGAAUAAACUAACAACUGCGGAGCGAGAAACAUACAGAGAUCAUGCCAAGUCAUAUAAGCUGAAUCCCAUAAGCAAAUGUGUGGAGAAGUACACUGCCCAAGGCAUACCGUUUUCGCAAAUUGAAAAAGAGAAACAGAUGCGUCUGAAAAAAGAACAGACCAUUCGUAAAGCAGUAACAGAAAUGAUUGAAACGGCUGCGUGCAACAAUGUGCUGGAAAAAAUGAAGGUUUACUUGAUAUCUUUCAAUUAUUUCUGCAAAACGAGCAAGCAGUUAUAUAUUCCGGCAGAAAUGGCCAUCAUAUCUUACAGCUUAGAACGCGGUGUGAUAGAUAAAUUUCAUCAGUUUGUGAAUCCAGUUAAUCUCCCUUUAGGGUUAGCUUACGAAGCAAAUAUUAUGAGCGAUGAAAGUCACCGGCUGCCAAUACCGCCCGAAUCGAUGGGAGAAACAGACUAUGCUGUUCUGCUGGAAAAACUGUUGGAUUUUACCGAGAACGGAGAAAAAAAAUAUCGGCUUUUCUUUGCGGAAGAAUCGCAAGUUCCUGUAGUGGAGAACAUAUUGAACCAAUUUGUAGAAGAGUCAAAGGACCCGCACAAAUUUUUAGUUUGUCCGUUAGGUGAUUUCUUCUUUCAGCUGAAACGUACUACAGAGAGUUACGGACUGGAUAUUUGCACUUUCCCGGCAAAAACCGUGGCAGAUAUUCUACUGAAAAAGGAUACAUACGAAUACACAAGUGGAAUUGCUUGCGAAUUCCACGAAAAGCUUGGAAAUCCUAGGUUUUGUUGUCUAUCGAAAAUCAUUCGCUUAUCGUACAUUAUAUCGGAUAGCUGCUGUUUAGAUUUGAACAUAGAUAUGGUCGCAGGACGACAUCUACCGAUGAACGCGAAUACCACACUCUGUUCGGAUUUGUCCGAAACAGGUUCGAAGUUUUACGACCAAAGCGACCGGAUGUCAUUUGUUUCGUCGUCAGAUUUGACCCACUUGUCAAUGCCUAAGGUACAGAAGAUACGCUCGAAAAGUCCCUUCCGUACAUUGGAAAGUGAAAGCGGACAAAUAAUCUACAGUUCACGAGCGGGAACAUCGAAACAUGGUCAGGAAAAACAAGAUACUGUUUCAACGAAUCCUUUUCAUAUUUUCAAAACGGAAAAAAUGGGUUCUGAUUCAAUCAAGUUGGAUACGACAGUCGUUGAAGCGGGACCGAGUGAAAGUUACAAUCCAUUUAGUCGUCAAACGAAGCUGGAAAAUGUUCGUCAACCGCGAGAAAUCGGUGUUGUUGGCCAUGGUCGUGGAUCUUUGCUUGGCAUGACAGGUUCUAAUUUUUUGACCAGUUUCCAGAGACCUGUCGGCAAUGGUUUUACUGUAGCCGGUCGAGGAUUGGGAUUUUUUGGCACCUUUUCCACUGUAUCAUCAAUAAAAUCAGGAGAAUGCGGCGAUGACGAGGAUUGAAAUGUGUUUUGUUUAUCUAAUUUUUUUUUGUUUUAAACUUACGAUUUCUGUAAGUUGAUUUACACGGUUUGAAUAAUCGUGGAUUUUUUUCUUGAUUGUUAUAAUGUAAUAAAUAAAGUCAUUUUUCUUUAUUGAA